This is a messenger RNA of Lepus europaeus (European hare), 2770 nucleotides long. RefSeq names its product glycogen phosphorylase L (gene PYGL). Gene Ontology annotation, cellular component: cytoplasm. Bases 59 to 2614 code for a protein of 851 amino acids. The transcript is spliced from 20 exons. NCBI's taxonomy places the organism in Eukaryota, Metazoa, Chordata, Mammalia, Lagomorpha, Leporidae. Gene Ontology annotation, biological process: glycogen catabolic process. Gene Ontology annotation, molecular function: glycogen phosphorylase activity; pyridoxal phosphate binding. The record is from RefSeq and is a predicted model, not a curated record.
CGAGCGCGCGGCUGGCCGGCUCCCGUCCCGCGCCGUCGCGUCCGCCCGGGCCGCAGCCAUGGCCAAGCCGCUGAGCGACCAGGAGAGGCGGCGGCAGAUCAGCAUCCGCGGCAUCGUGGGCGUGGAGAACGUGGCCGAGCUCAAGAAGGGCUUCAACCGGCACCUGCACUUCACGCUGGUCAAGGACCGCAACGUGGCCACGCCCCGCGACUACUUCUUCGCGCUGGCGCACACCGUGCGCGACCACCUGGUGGGCCGCUGGAUCCGCACGCAGCAGCACUACUACGACAAGUGCCCCAAGAGGGUUUAUUACCUCUCCCUGGAGUUUUACAUGGGCCGAACUUUGCAGAACACCAUGAUCAACCUCGGCCUGCAGAAUGCCUGCGACGAGGCCAUCUACCAGCUUGGCUUGGACAUGGAAGAGCUGGAAGAAGUGGAAGAAGACGCUGGACUUGGCAAUGGCGGUCUCGGGAGGCUGGCUGCCUGCUUCUUGGACUCCAUGGCCACGCUGGGGCUCGCAGCCUACGGAUACGGCAUCCGAUAUGAGUACGGCAUCUUUAACCAGAAGAUCCGAGAUGGGUGGCAGGUGGAAGAGGCAGAUGAUUGGCUCAGGCAUGGAAACCCCUGGGAGAAGGCCCGCCCUGAGUUCAUGCUGCCCGUGCACUUCUACGGAAAAGUGGAGCACACCCAGACCGGGACCAAGUGGGUCGACACCCAGGUGGUCCUGGCCCUGCCUUAUGACACCCCAGUGCCCGGUUAUAUGAACAACACCGUCAACACCAUGCGCCUCUGGUCUGCUCGGGCGCCCAACGACUUUAACCUCAGAGACUUUAACGUUGGAGACUACAUUCAGGCUGUGCUGGACCGAAACCUGGCGGAGAACAUCUCCCGUGUCCUCUAUCCCAACGAUAAUUUUUUUGAAGGGAAGGAGCUCAGGUUGAAGCAGGAGUACUUCGUGGUGGCUGCCACUUUGCAGGAUGUCAUCCGACGCUUCAAAGCCUCCAAGUUCGGCUCCUCCAGCAGUGCGGGAGCUGUGUUUGACGCCUUCCCUGAGCAGGUGGCCAUCCAGCUGAAUGACACCCACCCUGCACUCGCCAUCCCCGAGCUCAUGAGGAUUUUUGUGGAUAUUGAAAAGCUGCCCUGGACCAAGGCCUGGGACAUCACCCGGAAGACGUUCGCCUACACCAACCACACGGUGCUCCCGGAAGCGCUGGAGCGCUGGCCUGUGGAGCUGGUGGAGAAGCUGCUCCCGAGACACCUGCAGAUCAUCUACGAGAUAAACCAGAAGCACUUAGACAGAAUCGUGGCCUUGUUCCCUAGAGACGUUGAGCGCCUGAGGAGGAUGUCUCUGAUCGAAGAGGAAGGAGGCAAAAGGAUCAACAUGGCCCACCUCUGCAUCGUGGGCUCCCAUGCCGUGAACGGCGUGGCUAAAAUCCACUCGGACAUCAUCAAGACGCAAGUAUUCAAGGAUUUCAGUGAGCUAGAACCAGACAAGUUCCAGAAUAAAACCAAUGGGAUCACUCCGAGGCGCUGGCUCUUACUCUGCAACCCGGGGCUUGCAGAGCUCAUAGCGGAGAAAAUCGGGGAAGACUACGUGAGAGACUUGAGCCAGCUGACCAGGCUGCACAGCUUCCUGGGCGACGAUGUCUUCCUGCGGGAAAUUGCCAAUGUGAAGCAGGAGAACAAGCUGAAGUUCUCCCAGUUCCUGGAAAAGGAGUACAAAGUCAAGAUCAACCCCUCCUCCAUGUUCGACGUACACGUGAAGAGGAUCCACGAGUACAAGCGGCAGCUCUUGAACUGCCUGCACGUGAUCACCAUGUACAACCGCAUUAAGAAAGACCCUAAGAAGUUGUUCGUGCCAAGGACGGUCAUAAUCGGUGGCAAAGCUGCUCCCGGGUAUCACAUGGCCAAAAUGAUCAUAAAGCUGAUUACGUCAGUGGCACACGUGGUGAACAACGACCCCGUGGUUGGAAGCAAGUUGAAAGUCAUCUUCUUGGAGAACUACAGAGUGUCUCUUGCAGAAAAAGUCAUUCCAGCCACAGAUCUGUCAGAGCAGAUAUCCACUGCAGGCACCGAAGCCUCGGGAACAGGAAAUAUGAAGUUCAUGCUGAACGGGGCCUUGACCAUCGGGACCAUGGACGGAGCCAACGUGGAAAUGGCAGAGGAAGCCGGGGAAGAGAACCUAUUCAUCUUUGGCAUGAGGGUGGAGGAUGUGGCUGCUUUGGACAAGAAAGGGUAUGAGGCCAGAGAGUAUUACGAGGCCCUUCCGGAACUGAAGCUGGUCAUUGACCAAAUCGACAAUGGCUUCUUCUCCCCUAAGCAGCCGGACCUCUUCAAAGACCUCGUGAACAUGCUGUUUCACCACGACAGGUUUAAAGUCUUUGCGGACUAUGAAGCAUAUGUCAAGUGCCAAGAAAAAGUCAGCGAGCUGUACAUGAACCCAAAGGCCUGGAACACCAUGGUACUCAGGAACAUCGCUGCCUCGGGGAAAUUCUCCAGCGACCGAACCAUUAAGGAGUACGCCAGGGAUAUCUGGGACAUGGAGCCUUCGGAUCUCAAGAUUUCCUUAGCCAGUGAACCUAGCAGUGGCCUGAACACAGCUAAUGGGAAUUGACGUGGAAGCUGUCUCUACGAAAAACAGCUUCUUAACUGAAUGUGAAGAUUUUUACAACAUUCACUGAUUUUGUUUUCUUUUGUUAGCUAAUGAUCUAGUUAAGGGAAGAGGAAGAAAAGGAUGAUAGGGCUGAUAAUAAAGUGUCAAUUUCCAGGG